Pyrenophora tritici-repentis Pt-1C-BFP is the source of this 1665-nucleotide messenger RNA. RefSeq names its product Tannase multi-domain protein. The record is from RefSeq and is a predicted model, not a curated record. Lineage: Eukaryota; Fungi; Ascomycota; Dothideomycetes; Pleosporales; Pleosporaceae.
AUGGCGUACGGAAUGGGUGCGUGCCAGCAGCUGGCAACGACACUAGGUACCCUACCUGGCGUAACCGUCCUCAACACAGCAUACUUCACCGCCGGUACCAGCAUUUCGUUACCGGACCUCGUUCCUUCGUGCGCAAAUGCCGCAACCUACGACAAAGCAAGCGUGACGACGGAUAUGUGCCGCGCGGUUUUGAACGUCACCACUAGCUCUUCCAGUACCGACCGAAUCGAAGCAUGGCUGCCAGAUGAUUGGAAUGGACGCUUUCUGGCGACAGGUAACGGUGGAACAGGAGGCUGCAUAGACUAUGGCAAUCUUCAAGGAGCUAGUAGUUUCGGCUUUGCUACGUUUAGCACAAACGGUGGCCAUGAUGGACAAGCUGGAUACGACUUCUUCCUCAACAAGCCAGAGAAUAUCAACGACUUUGGAUACAGGGCCAUUCAUGUUGAAGCAGUGACGGGAAAACAGGUUGUAGAGAAAUACUACGGUCGAAAGGCGAGCUACAACUACUACACCGGAUGCAGUACCGGGGGUCGUCAAGCUUUCCAAGAGGCAAUCAUGUAUCCCGAUGACUUCGACGGCAUCUUGGCAGGAGCAAUGGCUGUAGAUUGGCUUCAUAUUGUUGCUUCGAAAGCCGUUCUUGCGCGCCGUCUCGGAUGGCCCAAUCUGAGCUCCCCCAGCUAUAUUACUGCAACGCAGUGGGCAGCUAUAGUAGCAACACAAGUAGCGCUUCUGGACUCCCUAGACGGCGUCAAAGACGGCAUCAUCGAUAACCCCACGCUCCACAACUUCGAUCCUUCCAUCCUGUCCUGCGGUACCGGCGUCCUGAACGCCUCUGUCUGUCUAACUCCCGCUCAAGUAAACACGGUGCGAGAAAUCUACCAACCCCUCGCCAACAGCUCCGGUAACAUCGUCUACCCAUCCUUUGAAGUCGGCGUCCCAACCGGUGUUUUCUCCGCAAACACAGCAGUCGUAAACGGCACGAUGAUACCUAAGCUUGCCUACGGCCUCGUAGACGACUAUUGGCGUGGCGCAGUAUACAAUGACACAUCAUUCUCCUCACUCAACUUCACCACAAAGGACAUGGACUUCGCCGCCAACCUCAACCCAGGCGGCAUUAACAUCGCCGGCGGCGUCUCCCACAAUGUCUCUGCCUUCCACGCCCGCGGUGGAAAAUUCAUCGCAUACCACGGCCGCUCCGACCCCACAGUCAUGUCCGGUCUUGCAUCCCGUACCUUCCAGCGCACCGCCGAAGCGCUAAACUUUUCAAUCGACCAAAUGCACGACUUCUACCGCUUGUUUUACGUUCCCGGUAUGGGACAUUGUUCCGGCGGAAUCGGGCAGUGGUAUAUUGGGCAGCCAAUGCCGGUUCGUCCGUCGGGCGAAGAGUUCAAUAAUACACAGCAUAAUGUGUUGUUGGCCAUGGUGAACUGGGUGGAAAAUGGGAUUGCGCCUAAGCAUUUGAUCGGGACUAAAUUCAAGGAUGAUGAUUUCGAAGGGGGUGUGGUGGAGAGCCAGAGGACGCAUUGCGUGUAUCCGAAUGUAAUAUUACGAUGCCCCGCCGCCUACCUCGCUCCCAAAGCCUCCCUCCUCGACUGGCCCCCCAGAUUCAAAUACGGCGCCUCGCCCAAACUCGCAACCCGAUCACCCGCCCUCGCCUCCUCAUAA